Molecule: messenger RNA, 6454 nt
Organism: Ooceraea biroi (clonal raider ant)
Lineage: Eukaryota; Metazoa; Arthropoda; Insecta; Hymenoptera; Formicidae
Molecular function (GO): protein binding
Source: RefSeq, a predicted model, not a curated record
AAAAUAGUUCACUAGCAACUCCAGCAUUCCCUUAAUUAUGGACGUUAUCCCGCCAGAGUUUCAAACGGCGCGACGCGCGUUACCGUCAGGACAAAGUCCCCUUUCGUUCCCCCUCCCCACGUCGUUCGCGCCAAUCGCGAAUCGGAUCCGCCUUCGUGCGGUGAUGUUGCUAUGGAACACUGUGGCGGAGCGCCGGUUGCCACGACAGUAUAGCGUAAGGCGGCACGUGACGCGACGCAACGUAACGCGACGCGACGCGACGCGACGCGGAUACGCCGCACCUGUCGGUUUUCCGAAAAAAAGACUUCCUUGCAAAGGUAGCAAAACGGAGCUAUCCGAUAUUCUGUGAAUGUACGCUCGCGCGCGAAAAUAUGAGUGUUCGCGAGCGUCGAUCUCUCACAAGCGCCUGGCGGACUCGUUAAAAAAAUCAGAGUGCCACCUGGAGGGGCCUUUGCCGAUUUAGCGGAAUUGGAAUUCGAGUGUUCCAGGUCACGACGGCAUGGCGAGCAUAGCGGCCGCCGGUCUCGAGGUGCACGAGGCAGGUCGGGCGUUGCGCGUGCAAACGGAAGCACCGCAUCUCGUGUCCAUGGGAAGCGGACGACUGUCGACGGCCGUGACUCUGCAUCCUCUACCUGAAGGUACGAUCUCGCUGGGAUCAGACCGAGAUGCGGAUAUUUUGGUGGCCGGCACCGGCGUCGAGCCUAUACACUGCGCGAUCGAAAACAAUAACGGCGUGGUCACUCUUCAUCCCGUAAAUGGAAACACGUUUGUCGAUGGCGUGCCGAUAAAUUCGCCAGUGAGACUCGCGCAAGGUUGUAUGCUAUCAAUAGGUCGGUCAAAUUACAUGCGCUUCAAUCAUCCAGCCGAGGCGAAGCAUCUACGAUCCGUCCUUCCUCACUCGAGGAUUUCAAUGGCGUCGAUCAAUUUCGCUCUAUCCGAUGGCCCGUCGCAGGAGAAUCAUCACUUGGAACGAAAACCGCCCGUUGCCCCACGAAAAUCCCCGCGGAACUCCUGCUCCGACGACGAGAUCGGUUUUCUGGGCAAGCUGACCAAGUUCGAGAUGUUGUCAAAGCAGAGCAGGUCCAAUUGCGUUUCGCCGAAAGUCUUUCCCGCCGGUGCUCUCACGACGAACGUUCCAGCCGAUCAAAUUCUCGGUCACUCCAGAUCCUCGAGUCUGGUGUCCUUGACGAAGUCUCCGAUAAACGGCUGCAAUGAUCACUCGUCACAGAACUCGGCGGGUUGCCACGACGAGACGCGCCAGCGAUCGGACUCGCGGCUUGGAACGCCCGGUCGGUCGAACGCGGCCAACUUGCAGAAUCAUAAUCAGAUUAGGAUGUAUACCGCAGAAGCGUACGUAAAGACGUGCAAACCGUACUACCGUGAGGGUAGCAACAGGAGUGCCGCGCGAUCGUCGUCCACGGGGACGACAGCAGCGAAAGCUAGCACCGUCCGAAGCGGCGAUCUAAUGUCCCGGAGUAUGACUUGCCAGAGCUCGAACGAGUUCGAUCAUCUCGCCGAUCGGAGCUUCGACAUGAGCCAAAGCCUCAUUGUCACGAAGACGACUACCACAGAGUUUCUACAAUUGGAGAAGUAUGGAUCGAACCCGAGCAUUUGCAAUGCCAGUUGUAUCGACGGGGACCCUAACACCGGGAUUCCGAAACCGUCCGUUGCUCACGGCUUCGGCUCGGCUUCGAAUAUUAAACGAAUCCAGCCACCGAGUCCAGCGUUCAAUCGGAAUCCGCGAUACAGCGAGCAAAAGAGAGUUUAUGCGAGAGUCAAGAGUCCUACCCCGAGCGCAGGCAGUAGUUGCUCCCUCGAGGAAUUGCGGGAGAGGCAAGCCGACGCGGAAAACAAACGCAAGGAGGCGGAGACCAAGCGGAAACAAGCACAGGAAGAGAGGUUGAGAGAGCAAGAGGUCGAAAGGCAAGAGAAAAUGAGGCUCGAGGAGAUCGUGGCGAUGUGCGCGGAGUACGAGAGACAAAGCGCCGUCGAAAAACCAAGGCAGCCUAAUCGGAUUAUAACAAACGGAUCUCUUCCACGUGACAAAAGACUUGGCGGCUAUACUUCACCUUUUGAUAGUCCGAAGAGUCCGUCGAAGAAUCAGCCACAUUUUUCUUUCGAUACCGGCAAACAGGGCAAUUGGAACAGCUUGUCGUAUGAAAACGUAUCUGUGCAGAAUUCCAAAAUCAUUUUCCAACAUGGCAAUUCACUUGGUAGAGAUCGUAGAGAUCAAUCGGCUCAACCUGAACAUCACUCAUGUGAUGUGGGAUCACCACAGGCAACCACACCAAAUAACAAUCAACCAGCGAAGUAUUCUAACGUUCACAACAUGAACGGCAACUAUGGCUUCUCGAGUUCUGUUUCCCAGGCCCGUGGCAGUAACUACGAAAAUGUAAUCAUCGGUAAUAACAAUAAAAACGGCGGCUGGAAUACCGAUGGAACUGGUGGUCCCAUAAAGGCCAAUGAUGAUACCAAAGGCUCAGCGUCCAUAUACGGAACGAUUCGAUUGAACGGAACGAAAAUCGAACCGCAAGCGACGCAAAAUGGGAAUGCGAAUCACUACGAAAACAUCACACUGUCCUCGACAAUGACACGGAAUAACAAUCAGAACCAUUCAAUGCCAAAGAAGAACAGCCAGUUGUCGAAUUCGUACGAAAUGAUAGAGAACAAACUGGCCGUGUCGAACGACGAUCUCCUGGAGGCGAUCGAGCAGCUGUCCAUGAUGUCCAAGUCCAAAGAAAUCUGCGUGACUCCUAAGCGAAACAACUCGGAAAAAGAUAACGCAAAGUCUAACGAGGUAAAGGCCGAUAAAGCGAGGAAGCAGCUGGAGGAGGAAGACAGGAAGAAAUACAUAGAAUUCCUACAAAAUGAGAAGUUGCACAUUCUUAGCAACAUGGACGCAUUGAAGAGAAGCGUCGCCGAAAUUGAGAUCCAAGAGGAGGAAAUCAGCAGAGAGCUCGAAUUGGAGAAAGCGCUUUUAUCCGCGGAGUACGAAUCAGAAUCCUUGAAGCUCACGCAGGAUGAGGGAGAGAAGAUAAAGGUGCAGACGCGAAUAAACGAAUUGGAGAGAGAAAUGGCAGAGGAUAACGCGACUCAUUCAAACUUACAAGCUGAGGCGAAGCAACGUGUUCAGAAGGUACAGCAAGCUUGCGUUCGAUUGGACGAACAAUUGUCCAUUUCCAAAGGCGAAGCUGCGCAGCAAGAUAUUGCUGAGAAAUUAGCAGCGCAGCAGGAUGUCCUCGAGAGCGAGAGAAAAGCUUUUGAAGAUUUGGAGUUUCAUCAUCUCGAGGAGGAGGCGAGCAAAUUAGCCACGAGGGAAGAGCUGCAGAGAUAUUUAAGUGAACUCACGAGCAAGAUCGAAGGUAGAAAGUUGCAACUAAAUCACUUGGAAUCACAGCGAUCCGAGGUGAAGAAGACAGCGACUAAAGAGGCUAAGAGUCUGGAAAGACAGAAAUUGGGACAUUUGAAGCGAUUGGAAGAAGCUCGAAAUCGCGUACGAGAAAUAAACGAGGAACUCGGCUAUCUGGCCCAAAACUCUGCCGAGCAUUCUGAGGAAAAACGAUCUCCGAGCAGGGAGGAUUUUGAUAGAAUCUCUAGAGUGACCAAUGAUUCACCUAUUGUAAACUAUCAGGGCAGCUUAGGGAGGAAGACGAUCGAAUCCCUAAAAGAAAUCGAGAGGAAUCGGCAGCUUCAUUUAGCUAAACAAGGAAGUCAAGUAAUCUCGGAGGAAAGGCGCAGAGUCGAAGAGUUGAAGAGACGUGUGCAGGAUGAAGUCCGCUCGCAGUGGGAAGAAAGAAAGAUGAAUUGUGCGUCCUUCAACAGCGUUGAAUCUGGCGAGGAGUCUUCCAGUUAUUCCACUGGACCAACAGAAAGUGGUAGUGGAAGCAGCGACGGUGCGGAAGGCCGGAACAGCGAAAAAUUAUCCCCCAGCAAACUUUCAGAACUUACUUCGCCUAGUCCAGGACCAUCGAAUAACUCCUAUAGUUUGCAUCAAAAUGAUAAUUCUCCGCUUCUAAAAAGGGGAAAGAUAGUUACCAUCUAUCUCGUUCCAUUUUGGCUCGAAGGUGGAUUCGUUGAUCUCCGGAUCGGCCCAGGGUUUACCCUGAAGAACCGCAGCGGUACACGCGACCGGCUUGUAUUCGGGUACUCGACCGUCCAUGAAACUUUUUCAUCCGGCACUUCAAAUCUCUUGGCAUUGCUGGACGGGUUGCGGCGAUCGAACGGUGUUCACUGGAAUAAACGAUGGUUCGUAUUUGAUCGCAAGCGGAAAACGUUGUCUUACUACAGCGAUAACACAUCCAGAAAGGCCCGCGGUAUAAUUUACUUCCAAUCGAUCGAAGAAGUCUAUGUGGAUCACAUGAACACCGUUCGAUCGCCGCAACCUUCCCUCACUUUCAUCGUCAAAACUUCGUCUAGACUUUACCACCUCAUGGCACCUAGUCCAGAAGCUAUGCGCGUUUGGGUCGAUGUUGUAUUUACUGGCGCAGAAGGAUAUCACGAAUUUGAUCACGGCAUUUGAUAACGAUUUGAUUGCUCGCGAAGUAAAAUGAAUUCAUGAUCCAGAGUCGGAUUUUCCGACUUGAUAAAAAAAUGAAAACAGCGCCUUCUGAGUUUUAAUAAUGAAAUCAUUUGAUGAGAUUAUGAUAUAAGGAAUUAUGCUAUGCUUAAGACAAGAACAGUUUUCAACUAAAACUACGAAUAGGUAAUACGAAAAUUACGAGAUAUAAAUCUAAAAUAAGAAUAAUUAUCUGUAUCUAAUAUGUUAUUUUGUAAAGUAUUAUCUUGAUGAUUUGAUGAUAUAACAAACACUUUUUCUUAAUAUUAAGCAAUGUUCCUUAUAUGAAAAAGUAUUUCCACGAAUGGUGUCGAUUCUUGUGAGAAAUAUGAGUAUUGUUUACUUGAAGAAGUAAACAAAUGCUAACAUUCGGCUAAAAAAUUCAAAGAUGAACAAGGCAGCUGAGUGCAGAUUAAAAAUAGAGAUAUUUAUGUAUCAGAAAUGAACGAUAUCUUACUGCAUUGAUAUUUUUAAUAUAUUAAAUAUUAUAAAUUUUAAUGCAAACACGUACUUUCAUUGUAUACAAUUUGUUCAUGCAGCGACGAAUCAAAAUUGUUUUUUUGCAAUGUAUCUAUUUUAUUCUAUCAGCGUUUUAAUUUUAAAUAAUUUCGAGAAUAUUCAUAAACUUAUUCGUGGUAAAAGCUCUGUAAGAAGAAGUAGUAUUGGCAACAACUUAUUAAUCUUUACUCAUCUUAAAAAUGGAAGAAUGAAUAAUGUAGAAAUGGAAAUGAGAGAACUGAGAUCUAGUUUUCAAAGAAUGAAAUAUUGUGCUUCAUUUACAAUUCACAGAGAAGCGAUAGAUGCAAGAUAUUUAAAAACUUAUUUUUACUGUCCUCAGUAUUUGAAGUGUAUACAAGUUAAAAUUAUUUUCGAUAUUAAAGAAAUAAUAUUUGAUCAAAAACUUAAUAAUCUAUUCUAUUCAUUAAUCUAUUUUAUUUUUAUAUAUAUAACUGAAAAUACAUAAACAUAUAUAUUAACUAAAAAUAUAUAACUUUAUAAAUUGUAAAAAUGAUUAUUUAAUAUAAAAGAACGCAUAUAUUUUUGAUAAGAUAAAUAUAUGAAAACUAAUAAAAGACGCCAACUAGGGAGGCUGUAUUAAGAUAUAAAUUGCAUUGUAAGAUCUUUUGGUGCAUAACUUCUAAUCAAAUUGCUUCCCUUAUGUCACUUCAAACACUGAACUAUUUGAAGAAAUGGGCAUUAAUAGUACAUUAUGCACAAGUAUUAAUGGAUUAACAGCAAGAGUAAUUAUAGACAGACUCUUAUACCAAUCUAAGUACAUAAGUGUUAUUAGGGUUUGUUAAAUUUUAUGAAUACUUUUUAAUCUAGUCUUCCAGCAUAUAAAUAUGCAAGGUUUGAAGAUUGCAAAGAAUUGAACGAACUAUGAUGUAUAAGAAAGCUUUGCGAAAAUUAUGUAAGUUCGAAGGUAAAAGACCAAAAUUUGUAAAUAUACGUAAUUGUGUUAUUAUUGUGAAAUUCAUAUAUAAUGCCAUAUACAUAUAUAUGGCAAGGAUUAAAUAAAAUAAGACUUCUUAUGAUUUUAUAAAGUUCAUAUGUGUCUUAGCUAAAACUUGUUCAUAUUGUGUCUUAGCUAAAACUUGUUUUAUGUAAUAAAUAUUAAUAUAUCGUCGCCAUUCGAUUUCAUACUAUUUUAAUACGCUAUGUAUACAGACGUACAUAUUUAAGUAAAUAUGCAUCUCAUUUUGCGCAUAUAGAUUCUAAAACAUAUUAUGUCAAUCGGAAUGAAUAUUACUUUAUAAUCUGUAACGUAGGUCAUGUAAAACUUGCGUUUAAAUGAUUAUGUAACAAUCAAUAAUUAGUACAAUUUUAUAUGAUGAUUUGUUGAUAGUCUGCUACAGUUUGCAAGUGGAAAAUGAUAUGAAAUAUAGAUUUAAAUUAAUA